Brettanomyces nanus is the source of this 1335-nucleotide messenger RNA. It is a transcript of the gene ARP3, whose product is annotated as Arp2/3 complex subunit, actin nucleation center. Gene Ontology annotation, biological process: Arp2/3 complex-mediated actin nucleation. The record is from RefSeq and is a predicted model, not a curated record. The coding region runs from base 1 to 1335 and encodes 444 amino acids. Gene Ontology annotation, cellular component: actin cortical patch; Arp2/3 protein complex. Lineage: Eukaryota; Fungi; Ascomycota; Pichiomycetes; Pichiales; Pichiaceae. The transcript has a single exon. Gene Ontology annotation, molecular function: actin filament binding.
AUGGCUAGUAUUAAUACUCCGGCCGUUGUCAUGGACAAUGGUACUGGUAUGACUAAAUUGGGCUUUGCAGGAAAUGAUGCUCCUUCGUGGGUGAUUCCCACGGCUAUUGCCACGAGGGCCACAGGUACAUCUGGAAAGUCAACUGUUUCAUCCAAGCCAUCAUUUCUAAGUACCUCGGGUGCUACGGGCGCUGGAAACAGUAUCACAGGAACUUCUUCACCUUCUCCUUCACUGUCCUCAAUCAAGAGAGACAUGGCAGAUUUGGACUUUUAUAUUGGAGAUGAGGCAUUAGAGGCUGCCAAAGGUCCCGGUUACUCGUUACACUACCCCGUCAGACACGGACAGAUCGAUAAUUGGGAUCAAAUGGAACGUUUCUGGGAAACUUCCAUCUUCAAGUAUCUUAAAUGUGAACCUGAAGAUCACUACUUCCUACUUACUGAACCACCUUUGAAUCCUCCAGAGAAUAGAGAGAAUACGGCAGAAAUCAUGUUCGAAUCAUUCAAUUGUGCAGGCUUGUAUAUCGCUGUCCAGGCAGUGUUGGCUCUUGCUGCUUCUUGGACAUCCUCUAAAGUUGUUGAUAGAACUUUGACCGGUACCGUUGUUGAUUCUGGUGAUGGUGUUACGCACGUGAUUCCAGUUGCCGAAGGAUACGUUAUUGCUUCUGCCAUUAAAAAUAUCCCAUUGGCUGGUAGAGAUAUCACCAGUUUUAUUCAGACUAUGCUAAGAGAAAGAGGAGAACCAAACUCUUCUUUGAAGACUGCUGAAGAGAUCAAACAAAAGUUCUGUUACGUGUGUCCAGAUAUUGUCAAGGAGUUCGCCAAGUAUGACAACAAUCCAGAAAUGUUUGCCAAGUAUAUGGUGGAUACAGUAUCGGAUCGUAAGAUUACCGUGGACGUUGGAUAUGAGGGAUUUUUAGCUCCCGAGAUCUUCUUCAACCCAGAGAUUGCCUCUUCUGAUUUCUUGACACCUUUACCUCAGAUAGUUGAUACCGUUAUCCAGGCGUCGCCAAUUGACGUGAGGAAGAACUUGUACAAAAACAUUGUUCUCAGUGGAGGUUCGACGAUGUUUAAGGAUUUCGGAAGAAGAUUACAGAGAGAUUUAAAAACGAUAGUAAAUGAAAGAGUUGCCUUGAGUGAGAGCCUCAGUGGUGCAAAGUCUAGUGGCGUCCAGGUGCAGGUGAUCUCCCAUAAGAGACAAAAGAAUGCCGUCUGGUUUGGAGGUUCCCUAUUGGCCCAGACCUCUGAGUUUAAAAGUUACUGUCAUACAAAGCAGGACUACGAGGAGUAUGGCCCCAACAUCGUGCGGAACUUCUCCUUGUUUAAUGUUCCAUCGUAA